AUGGCCACGAGAAACAAGAAGGCUAAGGCCAACGACAAGAAUGGCAAGGCAGCCACCAAGAAGGUUAAGAAGAGCAAGAGCCCAGAGAUCACAGAGACUCAGACAACUACAACUACUCCUGCUCCUGGAAGUCUCGCACUCACAGCGCAAGAACGAGAGCAAGUAAAAGACAAGCCUGCUGUUGAUAAUACAGAUGUCGAAGUAAAGACAUCACUUCCUGUAUCAGCAUACCAGGUAUUUGACGACGAGAUUACACCUCAGGAUAUAUCCAACCCUGUUGCCGAGCAAGAACCACCUGUAUUCGACACCGAUACUACACCUCAAGAUAUCUCCAACCCUAUUGCAGAACAAGAACAAUCUGUACUCGACAAUCCUGUAUCAGCACACCAGGUGUUUGGCGACGAGACUACAACCCAAGAGGUCCCCGCCCCUGUUGCGGAUCCGCAAUCGCCUAUUGUCGACCACCCCAUAUCAGCAGACGAGGUGCUCGACGACGAAACUCCAUCCCAAGACAUCCAAGACUCUGUGGUGGAUCAAUCAUCACCUGUAGGUGACAAGCCUGUCGACGAAGAAUCACUAUUGGACGAGCCAAGCUCGACUCAGCCCCCCAUUAUAGACUCUGAAGUCAUAGAGCCACCAGAAAUCUUGAAUCAACCUCUCAUCGGAUCCGAAAUCAAAGAGCCGCCCGUGGAAGAAGAGAGUGUGCUUCAGCCUACCAUUGAAGACCCAGAAGUAAAGGAGCCCUUGGAAGACCAUACCAAGCAAGACAAAUCCAAUCAAGUCGAUUGCUUUGAAGAGAAGACUAUAGUCUCAUCACCGCCGGCUGACCCAUUUUCCCCUGGGGCGGCCUGUGUACCCUUGCCUUCACCAUCUUUGACUGAAGCACGGUAUAUGUCAAGUCCCUCUCAGGACAACCAGCUUUAUUAUCCUGGACCAUCAGCAUACUCCCCAUACGCUUCACCCGUCCCCCGCUCUGCGCCAGUACCUUACGCUUCAUCGGUGCCACACGUUGCGUCCCCGGUGCCGUACAGUCCGCCUAACGCCUACUCCUCUCCGGUACCCUACGCAUCACCUGCGCUUUACGCCCCAGUGCCCUACACUGGUUCCCAGGUGCCUUACACUUCAUCUACACCGUGCGCUGGCUCUCCAGUGCCUUACAGCUUGCCGGGACCGUACGCUGGUUAUCCGGCGCCCUACACCUCACCAGUAGCUCAUACUGCCUCACCGGUGCCCAAAGUCAGCAGCCCACUUGCCCAUUCCCAUUACCCUAAAAUGUCUCCAAAUAUUUCACCAACUACAACUCCCCCACCUCAGAAUCCACCGGCGGCUCCGAUGGCUCCUCCAGAAGCGCCUUCUAUAGCCCCAAGUGGACCGCAUGCCCUCCAAUCUCCCGUCAUGAGUUCCACCGGAAUGGUACCUCCUUUUGGGCAUUAUUCACCUCAUCACCAAUCGGAGGCCCAUUAUGUGAACCGGAGCUACAGUAUCCCAGAUUCAUCAUAUCAAGCAUCAUACCAGGCUCUUCAAAACCUGUCCAUGGGCAAUAGCUAUCCUCUUGAGAAUGGGUCUCCCCCAGAGAACAAUAGUGAGGACAUAGAGCUUCUUCAACGCAUCCAGUCAGCAAUUCCGGACAUCAACCGUCUUCUUCAUGGGUUUCGUAGCACCCAUAACAAGCUCUCAAACCGGGAGGCUGAGAUGAAGCACCUUGGAAGUCAGCAUGACCAAGCUCUAAUGCACAAGGACUACUACAUUGAAGCUCUGCAAGCUCAAAUGAAGAAGACUGCCAAUGAAAGUGCUGAAGAAGACGCCAAGCUGAAACAUACCAUUAGUGAACUACGUCUCGAACUCGGGGAUCUGCAAGAGAAGCAAAGGGACCUUGAGGAUGGCUUAGCUGCGCAACAGAGGUCCAAUGAGGAGCUUUCUGAGACUAAGGUCGGACUUGAGGGAAAAAUUGAUCAGCUUGAUGAAAGUAUUAAGGAGUCAAAAGAAGCCCAUGAGAAAGAUUUGGAGACUCUAAGGGAGGAACAUGAGAAGGCUCUCGUGGCACAGAAGGAGGAGCUUACUGAAUUAUUUGAGGAGAUCAAGGCUGAGGAUGAGAAAACGGCAGCCGAGACUCUGGAGACUCGUGAGCGCGAACUUCGCAGUGAACACGAAGCUAGUCAAAACGAAUGGGAGAAAGUGAAGGCCCAAUUGCAGGAAUCUUUCGAAGCCCAGUGCACAGAGUUAGAGGCCAUCAAGACAGAAGUGGCAUCCCAGAUCACUGCUUUGGAAUCCAAGGAGACCGAGUUGCAAGCCCGACUCACUGAACUCACAUCCACUCGUGAGGAACUAGCAGCUAAGCUAACAGAGCUGGAAGAAACUCAACAGAAGAACACCCGGGAAACGGAAAAACUUCGCCAAGGCCAUGCUGGUGAAUUGGACUCCUUGCGACAAUCUUCCGACGAACAACUCGCUGCUGCUGUCAAAGAGUUGGCCGACAAGAUCGCAUCUCUGGAGGCCCACUUCAAUGAGAAAGAGCAGCAUUGGACCACAGAGCGCGCUGCCCUGGAGGAGCAACUCUCGGAGAAAAGUGGCGAGCUUUCCAGUGCUGAGCGAGAGAAGGAAAGGUUGGAAGGAGACAAUAUCCUCAAGGAGAAGCACCUUCAACGCGCGGUGGAUGGGAUGCGAAUGACCAUCGAUAACUUGGGAUCGGACUGUGACAGGCUGAGAAAGACACUUUCCAGCCUGGGAGAGGCCACUGACCUCAGAAGCACCAAGGGCGAUCAAUUCUUCUUUGACUGCUUUACAGAGCUCUCGCAGCUCAUUCAAAAUAUAUCCAAAGAGCACUUCGGAUAUCUCCCCAUCGAUCCCCCAAAAGACAUCCUGUCCAAGAUUCCAUCCGAACUCCCACCUUUCCUUGACAACACCCCAACCUCUCGUGAACUCCGAUGUGCCUAUAUCCAGCAUAUCAUCUCCAAAACCCUAACCUUCCGCGUCUUCCAGCCUUUCCUCUUCACCCUGGGCCGGCGGUACGACAAAGCCGACACCUUCUUCCAGAUGCUAUCCAUGGACAUCCGACGCAAGUCCGUCCGGCGCGAGGCAUUCUGGCGUCAACAGACGCUAAAAGCGGCCUACACAACCUCAGACGCAAAGCAGUCAAUUAAUGUCGCAGCAGCAGUCAUCGUAGACGAAAUCAUUGACCACAUAAAACACUUCGCCGAUCCUAAGCACCUCGACUCCCUCCUGGUCGGCGUCCGGAAGAUCGUCAAGCUCGCCGCCGAGACAUGGAGACAUGCACGUGUCGAACGCGAGCUCGUACUCGCUAAUUUCCCCGCCCCGGAUGCAGAGAGCAUCUCGAAUGAGGACUGGCUGGAGUACGCCGCCAACAAGGAUCAGAAACACACCCCGUCAAACGAGCCCACUCGCCACGUCGUGCUGCGCACCUUCCCGCGUAUUACACGCGAGGCUGCUCACGAGGAUUUUGCUAGCGAUGAAGAGAAAGCUACCCCGUGCGUUUAUUCGCAGGGUAUUGUGCUGUACUCUGAUUCGCCGGUCAUCAUGGGUCAGCUUCAGGAGCUUGGGAAGAAGUCUAAUGAUUCGCUGAUCACUGAUUCGCCUCUUAAGACGCCCUCGGGUGCUAAGGGUAUUGAGAAGUUGGCGCCGAUUGACGUUUCCUCUCCGAAGGUUAUGACAGUUCGGUCGGCUCCUACCAGUCCAGGUACCAAGGGUCAAUUUGUGAGGGUGUGA
Messenger RNA from Penicillium digitatum Pd1, 3723 nucleotides. RefSeq lists its product as uncharacterized. The record is from RefSeq and is a predicted model, not a curated record. NCBI's taxonomy places the organism in Eukaryota, Fungi, Ascomycota, Eurotiomycetes, Eurotiales, Aspergillaceae.